Molecule: messenger RNA, 835 nt
Organism: Phytomonas sp. EM1
Lineage: Eukaryota; Euglenozoa; Kinetoplastea; Trypanosomatida; Trypanosomatidae
Source: the annotation of a GenBank genome assembly
GGUGCCUAUAUUCCAUUCAUUAACUCUCUGGGGUUUCUCUUUUUUUCUUUUUUGGUUGCUCCUUAACCAAAGACCUCUGUUACCAGCUAAGCGUCGAAGAAGAGACGAAAAAGGUAUUACGCCCCUCCUCUCCCCUACUUCCUUGAAUGCAGUCUGGAAGUAUUUCUGCCGGCAGUAAUGUGGCCGCGGCCCCUACGGAGUCUCCACCUGCCGAGAUCGUCCUCACCGCCGAUCAGCAGGAUGAGAUCAAGGAUGCCUUCGACCUCUUUGAUACCGACGGCAGCGGCACGAUCGACGCGAAGGAGCUCAAAGUGGCGAUGCGCGCGCUCGGCUUCGAACCGAGAAAGGAGGAGCUCCAGCAACUUCUUUCAGAUUUCAUCCCGCAUAAAAAGACCGCGUCGGGGCGGCAUGACGACGACGAUCUCAACCUCGAUGUGAUCACCUACCCGCAAUUUGUGCAUAUCAUGUCGAAGAAGAUGACGGAGCGGGAUCCUCGCGAGGAGAUGAUCAAGGCGUUUCGCAUGUUUGACGACGACGAGACCGGGAAGAUCACGUUUAAGAACCUCAAGCGGGUGGCGAUGGAGCUUGGGGAGAAUAUGACGGACGCGGAGCUGCAGGAGAUGAUUGACGAGGCCGACCGCAACGGCGACGGCGAGGUCGACGAGGAUGAGUUCCUUCGGCUUAUGAAGAAGACCUCCCUGUACUAAACCGCUAGGAGAAGAAAGGAGAUGCAGGGAAAGGGGCUGUGAGGGAUGCUUGUCGAAGCAUACAGUAUUUCUCUAUGUAUUUACGUGGUGGAGGGCUCAUCUCCUACGAGUCCAGAAAUCAACAAAAA